This is a messenger RNA of Suillus discolor, 804 nucleotides long. RefSeq lists its product as uncharacterized. The record is from RefSeq and is a predicted model, not a curated record. The transcript is spliced from 5 exons. The coding region runs from base 1 to 804 and encodes 267 amino acids. NCBI's taxonomy places the organism in Eukaryota, Fungi, Basidiomycota, Agaricomycetes, Boletales, Suillaceae.
AUGUCAACUCAGGCUGUGGCUAAAACUGGCAACAAGCCAGAAUGUGCAGCAGUUGUACAGCAGUAUUCCAAGGCUGGCAUCUUUCAAGCAUUGCUGGACUGGACAACCGUUGCUGACGAUGAUCUGUGCAUCAAGCAUCAUCCACAAUUCCACAAAACAGUAAAUUAUCGACAUCUCACCAGUUCUGGGGACACGGAACACACUGCUUCUGGUCGGGCCGAUGCGGAAGCGACUGCCUCAAUGUCGCCAUCUUGUGACAUUCUGAUGAGCAGAUUUAUUGCUAACAACCAAGACCCUGCCGUCGCGAAGCAUGUCCUGAGCACUAUGACACGUGAACCUGUGUCUCCACUGGCAACCUUGUUCAACAAGGUACUGGUAACACCUUCACCAACCACACCAUUGGAACCUCUGACUCCUCUUUGCCCUUCAACCGCCGCCUCCCCAAGCAAGGAGCAUCUUCGUGCAAUGGGAAACAGGACACAACCAAAGACCAUUGGACAACAUGGCAAGCGCAAGGACAGACAAACAGAAGAUUAUGUUGUGGAUGAAACAGACCACAAAGCAUCAUCAUCAACGGCACAUGCAGUUGCAGGACCAGUUAAGGCAAUGUCAUCCAACACGGUCAAUGAUAUAGGUUUCUGGGAUGUAGACACCAGGCCGGCUGGAUGGGGUUGUGAUUCCACCAUUGCAACAUUGGCGGAGUGUGACAAAUGCAUCAAAUUAGACAUACCUUGUAUUGUCCUGCCAGAUAAGAAGUAUGGUUUCACAAGACUUGAUGGUGUUGGUGUCCAGGCGAGGUUGUAA